Molecule: messenger RNA, 3192 nt
Organism: Magallana angulata
Lineage: Eukaryota; Metazoa; Mollusca; Bivalvia; Ostreida; Ostreidae
Exons: 4
Coding region: 1-3192 (1063 amino acids)
Molecular function (GO): nucleic acid binding
Source: RefSeq, a predicted model, not a curated record
AUGAUAGAUGACAAGAGCAACAAAUCGUUAGCCACAUCCGCCUGUUUUGAUGCCUUUAGGGAGUGUGAAUGUAAUGACAUUCCGAACAAUCGGCAUGAAAUACCGUUUCCUGCAGUGGCUGAUAACUAUACGCAUCUUCAUGACAUUGCACCCUUCAUACCGGAUCUUGAUGACGGUGCUGAAAUUGAACUCCUGAUCGGAAGGGAUCUAGUCACUGCACACCACGUGUUGGAUCAACGCGUUGGAGAAGAGAGACUUCCUUAUGGCCAGAAGUUACCCCUUGGUUGGGUUAUCAUAGGAGAUGUGUGUCUGGGCAAAUUGCAUCAACCAGAUGUGAUAAGUGUAAAUAAGACUUCAAUUCUCAUGAAUGGAAGAUCCACGCAUUUACAGCCCUGUGAAAGUGAAUUCAUUGUGGAAGAGGGGCCUAUCUUUCAACGUAUACCAGGGGAUAAGAAACCAGGGUUAUCGAUAGAAGAUCGUAAGUUCCUACAUAUCAUGGAUGCUGGUUUCCAAAGAACGUCUGAUGGCAAGUGGCAAGCUCCGUUACCCUUUCGCCAUUGUAGACCUGUCUUACCUGACAACAGGUCACUUGCUCUUAGAAGAGCCAGAUCAAUGGACAUUAGCUUGAGAUGUAAUCACCUCAAAUAUGAACAAGUUAAGAAAUUCAUGGAGAGACUACUCAUGAACCAGCUUGCUGAGUUAGCACCUGAGUUACCUAUGUCAGUGGAGCGAUGGUACCUACCUAUGUUUGCAGUGUAUCACCCCAAGAAACCAGACAGUCCUGCUUGGUGUCUUGCUAAGAUUCCGAAGAGAAAAGAAGCAGUCACCAAGGACGUUGAACAGAUGUUUCACAAUUUCAAGGUCCCAGAAGACCAGCGUCGUUACUUACGAUUCCUGUGGCACAUGGACAGUGACUUAGACCAGCCAUUGGUGGACUUUCAGAUGACGGUUCACGUUUUCGGCAAUAGCCCGUCACCGGCCGUGGCAACGUUUGGUCUUAGGAAGGCAGUUGAGGGAUCCACAGAAGAUGUGAGGGAUUUAAUAUGUAACAACUUCUAUGUGGAUGAUGGCCUUUUAUCCUGCGCAACUGAAGAGGAGGCCAUUAGCCUUGUGCAUCGUACCAAGGAAGCACUACAAGAUGGUGUAAACAUUCGACUUCACAAGUUUUGCUCCAAUAGCAGGACAGUGUUAGAUUCAUUUGCCGCAGAAGACCUGGCAAAGAACUUGAAAAACCUUGACUUUAGGUCGAAUACCCCUCCAGUACAACGCAGCUUGGGAUUGUUAUGGAACACUGAGAUGGAUGAAUUUACCUUUAAAGUCAACACAGUAGAAAAAGCAUACACUAGACGAGGCUUGUUGUGUACUAUAAACAGUGAAUAUGACCCGAUUGGCUUUGCCCAGCCUGUCAUCAUCAGAGGCAAGUUACUGUUACGAGAGAUGAUGUCUGUGACGACAAAUACGGACUCGGAUGAACCGUUGCCUGCAUUUCUGCAUGAUGAAUGGUCAUCAUGGGUUGAUUCCCUAAGUCACCUGGAAAGCUUUUGUGUACCGAGGAGUUAUAGCAGUUCCUUUGUCAAUGACACCAGACGUGAAGUGCUUGUGUUCUGUGAUGCAUCGAAGGACAUUAUUGCUGCUGUGGCAUAUCUCAAACUUCAGGAAAAUGAGACGUCAAGCAUCAGUUUCUUGUUUGGAAAAGCCAAAGUUGCCCCCGCAACUAUCCCUCGGCUCGAGCUGUGUGCGGCAGAUUUAGCAACCGAAAUUGCCGAGAUUGUGAGAGAUCGGCUGAACAUCCCACCUCAGGACUUUCAUUUCUUUUCGGACAGUCAGAUAGUACUUGGCUAUAUCUCAAACGAAAGUCGUAGAUUCAAUGUGUACGUUGGAAACAGAGUGGCACGCAUUCGUCUCUUCAGUGUGCCAACCCAAUGGAAGUUUGUUCAAUCUGAACUUAAUCCAGCAGACGUUGCCACCAGGCCUGUACACCCUUCUAUGCUGCAAGAUACAAGCUGGAUAUGUGGACCAACCAGCCCGCUCAGUGCUCCAAUUGAACACUUUGAAUUAGUGAACCCAGAGUGUGAUGUGGAAAUUCGCCCAGUGUUAAUCAGCAACAAGACAGACAUAAUAGAUGUAGCACAGUCAAAUCAUGAGACAAAGCCACCAACUUGUCAGACAGAAGUAUUCUCUGAGAGGUUCACUAGAUUUUACAAGUGGGACAGGCUUAUACGUGCAGUCGCCCGUCUGAAAUUUAUGAUUCGACAGUCUCAGAAAAACAUUGACAACUUACCUGAUAGUCCUAGUGAUUCGGAACUCUUGAAGGAGAGUGAACGUUACAUCAUUGCGUCAGUUCAGAGAGAUGUAUUAAGCAUAGAAUUUCGAUGCAUUGAAAACCGCCUGGACAUUCCACAUUCUAGUACUAUCAGAAUUUUAUGCCCAAAAAUUGGUGCAGAUGGACUGUUACGUGUUGGUGGACGGUUGAACAACGUGUCUGUUGAUGUGCUAAACGAUAACAUGCGCAACCCUAUUAUCCUUCCAAAGAACCAUCAUGUUAUUUAUCUCAUCAUACGUCAUUUACAUCAGAAGUUCCUGUCAGAUUCCCGGAUUGUGUGGAAAUUCAACCCUCCUCACGCUCCACACAUGGGAGGAGCAUGGGAGAGACUCAUCGGUGUUUCAAAAAGAGUUUUGAAUGCCAUGUUACUUGAUCACCAGCAAAGAGACAUCACACAUGAUGUACUGACCACAUUGAUGGCAGAAGUGUGUGCUAUUGUUAACAAUGUUUCUAGUGAUCCGGAAGCACCUACUCGACUUACCCCGUCGGUGCUGUUGACAAUGAAGACAAAACAUGAUGUUAAACCUUUCCCUUCAUUUGGUUCCAAGGAUGCCUUAAAAUCUACCUGGAAACGUGUGCAAGUGAUGGCAGAUGAAUUCUGGCAUAGAUGGAAAACUGAGUACCUCCAUAACCUACAAUAUCGCAGGAAGUGGCAGGGCCAUGCUGUGGAUUUGAAAUACGGAGACUUAGUUCUAUUGAUUGAAGAUGAUUCCCCGCGAAACGAGUGGCCCACUGGUAUCAUACAAAGAACAUUCUCUAGCCAAGACGGAAAGGUCCGCAAAGCUGAAGUUGCAGUUUUUAAGGACAAUAAACGUGUUACUUAUGUGAGACCAGUCACCCGACUCAUAACCCUUUUGGAGACUGAUUGA